This is a messenger RNA of Oncorhynchus mykiss (rainbow trout), 432 nucleotides long. RefSeq names its product transmembrane protein 272-like. The record is from RefSeq and is a predicted model, not a curated record. Lineage: Eukaryota; Metazoa; Chordata; Actinopteri; Salmoniformes; Salmonidae.
AUGUAUUACUUUAUAGGUGCAGUGUACCUGUAUGACUGCCCCCGGCAGCACUACAUCCCCAUUUACCUGGUGGUAAUGGGGGCCUCCGGCCUGGCCCUAGCCCUGCUCUCCUGCCUACCAUGUGCCCAGGACUCAGAUGACAUGGCCCCCAACCUCCUAAACCACCUCUGCACCACCUGGAGCACCCUGGCCUCCCUCUUCCUCUUCUGCUGGUUCAUCAGCGGUAACGUGUGGAUCUACUCCAUCUAUCAGCCCAAUUUCAACCAGACACUGACUGAGGACCCCUACUGCAACAAGACCCUGUACCUGUUUGCCUUCUGGACCACCACUCUAGCUUACGUUGUGCUGGGCCUUCUGCUGCUGGGGGGAUGCUGUAUGCUUGUCUGUGCCUUUAUACUGGGCAAGAGGGACCCUGAUGACAACAGAUCAUGA